AUGCCCGUUUUUGACAUCAAAGAACCUGCUGUCCCGUUGUGUAGCUGGGUUGUCGUCUCUGGUGCAAGCGGUUUUAUUGGCUCCCAUGUGGUCGACCAACUUCUCAAAGCAGGGUACAGAGUGCGUGAAACCACAAGAGAUGCCAACAAGAACUUGUGGACUACGCAGCAUUUCAACCUGGUGUAUGACUCUGGGUCCUUCGAGCUCAGCGAGGUUCCUGAUAUGACCGCCCCAGGUGCUUUUGACCAUGUUGUUUCUGGUGCGAAAGGAUUCAUUCAUGUCGCAAAUGAUAUGACAGGAUUGAGAGACCCCGAUAUUGCUAUUAAACGUGCGGUCGAGGGAGCUCUCAACGCGCUAAAGGCUUGCGCCCAAGAUGGAAAUGUGAAACGUUUCGUUUAUACUUCUUCCUCUUUCGCAGCAACACAGCCCAAGCCAGGUAAAAGGUUCACCAUUUACCACGAUACAUACAAUGAGGAAGCCUUGCAGAACGCCUGGAAACCCAACCCAGAUCCCUCGACCGUAUACUCCGCCAGCAAAGUCGAAACUGAAAAACAAAUCGCUGCAUGGAUUAAUGAUAACGAGUCGAGCUUGGUCAUAAAUGCUGGGUAUCCAACCUCAGCUGCUUGGGUCAAGUCUCUCUGGGAUGGAGACUACGACAUAGUCAAGAAGGCACCUCCUCAGCAUUACAUCAACGUGGAAGAUGAGGCACGCUUGCAUGUCAUUGUGAUGGCCUAUCCCAACGUGGAAUUUGAGCGUUUAUUUGCCGUGGCUGGACCUGUUAGUAUUGGUAGCAUUAUCGAUAUUCUCCUGGAGUUGAGUACGUUCGAAUGCAUGUCAAGGGCAGAGGCGUUGCUGGAAGAGGUAUAUGGCACAGGAUUUAUUAACCUAGAGGAUAGUGUGACAGCUAAUGCCCAAGACUUGGCGGGAAGAAUUUAG
Fusarium venenatum is the source of this 936-nucleotide messenger RNA. Lineage: Eukaryota; Fungi; Ascomycota; Sordariomycetes; Hypocreales; Nectriaceae. The record is from RefSeq and is a predicted model, not a curated record.